This is a messenger RNA of Penicillium brasilianum, 1481 nucleotides long. NCBI's taxonomy places the organism in Eukaryota, Fungi, Ascomycota, Eurotiomycetes, Eurotiales, Aspergillaceae. The record is from the annotation of a GenBank genome assembly.
GUAAAAACUUCCCGCUGAGACCAACCCUUCCUCUCAGUUCUCUCUCAAUUUCCUUUUGCUGCCCAUCUACAAGCACUCAGCGGCUGCGCUGUCACAUAACAAUUAUGGCGACACUCGAAACCCAGCCCAGAUACAUUUACAAGAUCAUCCCCUCCACGGCGCCGGUGCGCGAGCCACUUCCCGAUCGACUGCCAGUCAGCGAAUUGGAUCAGAACUCCGGAUUCAUCCACCUAUCAACGGCAUCGCAGGUGCCCAAUACCUUGAAACUCUUCUUUAGCGAGGAGCCGCUUGUGUAUAUCCUACGUAUCCACUAUGCGGACGUGAUCCAGGAUAUUCGAUGGGAAUCACCAGACGGAAAAGUGCGCAGUCCGCGGCCCAGGGAGGGACUGUUUCCGCACUUGUAUAAUGGGCUCAAGCUAGGCAGGGAUGAGGUGGAGAGCAUCGCGAUUUGGCAGAAUGACGGAGGGUGGGAUAAGGCCCUGGCUGGCGCAAAGCCUUGGCUCCUGUCCUGAUAAAUUUGCCAUGACAUUUUGGUCGAUUACAACGAGGAUGGCUUCGGGAAGAUUCGGGAAAGAGGUCACGAAGUAAAAUUUAAUCUGCAGCAAAAGAAUGACUCAAAACAUGACUACUAUCUGGUAGAAUAUCAAGUGCGCCCGUGAGGCCUCUAGUCUCCGAUUGGAUAACAAUGCAGAACCUGCCCGUCUACAUAUCAAGAUUCGGAUUAGCUUCACACCGCGACAAUGCAGACAUCCCAGAGACGAGGCAUCUUCCUCCAAUUUAGAAUUAUACUUACAAUAGAGGGCAGCAUCCGCACUCGCCAAGAAUAUGAAGCUGGUUGCAACCUCACUCGGCUCACCGGGUCGACCUAGAGGUCCCUUGAAGUUGAUGUUGAACAGAAACAGCAGUUGCUUACGCCACGGCAUUGACUCGAAUGCCUUUCGGGAUUAAAUGCGCCCCUAGCGAUCUAGUGAAGCCGAUGAUGGCGCCUUUCGUUGCAGCAUAGUCGAUCAUUGUACCUGAUCCUCGGAAAGUCACGACAGACGAAGUGUUGAUGAUACUGAACUGAAAUUGUGAGCGUGUGGCAUCCGCAAGAUUGAAACGUUCGGACGUACGAGUCGCCCCGACACAUGUGAGGGAGAGCGAACUUCGCCAUUGCAAUCAUCUGGAUGAUGUUGGUCUUAAAUAUAUCCUGUGUUUCUUCAAGAUCAAUUUCGGAAAAGUCCUUGCGCAUGUAUUGUUUCGACGCAUUAUUGACGAGACAGAAGAAGCAUUGUCUUCAUACUCUGCUACAUGCUUCUCCACGGUCUCACGGCAAACUUCCAGGUCUCUUAAAUCUCCGCAGAUAAGAAGGCACCGAACACCCUCCUUCUCCACCAAGUUUUUGGUGGUCUCCGCAUCCACUUGCUCUGGCAGGAGAAAGACAAUGCUGAUAUCAGCUCCUUCUCUUGCCAUUAGAAUGGCAACAGAGCGACCGAUUCCAG